Molecule: messenger RNA, 666 nt
Organism: Tetrahymena thermophila SB210
Lineage: Eukaryota; Ciliophora; Oligohymenophorea; Hymenostomatida; Tetrahymenidae
Exons: 6
Source: RefSeq, a predicted model, not a curated record
AUGGAUAACUAUUUCACAGCUAUCACCCUUUUAGGUCUUAGAGAUCAAAACUUGCCUCCUUUCAAGGAUGCUCGUUUAUAGAGAUAUAAAUCUAUCAAAAAGAUGAUCGACCUUAUUGAAACCACUACCAAGCUCGCUCCUCCCAUGCCCGUUGAAUUAUUUAUGCUCAACCCCACUGAUCCUGAAUGGGAUGACGAUAUGACAUAUCCUACUAUCACCCACGCUACUGCCCUCUAUAAAUCAUCUGCUUUAGCUGGCAACUUAUUCUUAUAUGCUUACAACUACAACAACUUUACUGCCAAUAUUAGAUUGAGAACCAUGAGAUAUUUGUUCCCUGUUGUUUCUUUGGCUAUUUUCGGAAAUAUCUACUGGGACUACAGAUCUCAACUCGUUAAGGUUAACCUUUUCGAUGAAUACAUUCAAGCAAGAGCUCAAGAAUUAGUUAAGCAAAACGAAUAUCUCUUAGAACACGAAGAUGUCAAGAGAUACGUCUGGUGGUACGAAGACUUAAAGGAAACUUUGGCUAGAGUCCACAGAUAAGCCAACAACCACAAGGCUUGUGACUUCAAGGAUUCUGAAAUUAUUCUUUAAGAUUUCAUUAGAAGAUACACCAAUCCUAAGGACAACUUACCCAUAAAGUUCCAUCCUCAAGGUCAAACUUUCUGA